AUGCAACCCCCCAGUGCGAACAAUAACACUGGGCCUGGAUCACCUUGGGAGACAGUGAGCUACAUCCUAAUCGUCGUCGUCGUUGCCCUGAUGGUCGGUUUGUGCUUUUUGUGCGCCAGCCGCAAGGCGCGAGCAAGUGCUCACGAUAUCGAAAUGGGAGCGAUGCGUAACAGACUCCAGGAGGCGGCCAAGACGACCGAAGAGCACAGCUCCGCGCUCCAGACCAUGGAAGUGCACCUCCAAGACACCCUGCAACAUGUGGCCUACCGCACCCGGAUGGAGGAGAUCAUGAACACAAAGAUGAUCGAGCUACAGCGCAAGGUGGACUCGCUGCAGGCUGCCAACCGUGCCCUGACCGGCCAGGACGACUUUCAGGAGAGCGACGGUGGGGCUGGCAACCGCGGCCUGGUAGACCCCAACUCGCGCUCCGUCAUUGCUGAUAUUGUGCUUGCCCAGGGUCCCGCUGGCUCGGGUCACGGUGCUCCUCGCUCGCUGGAGGACGAGCUGGCUGCGGCCGAGUUUGACGAAUAUCUCGAUGAUCCGUUUGCUGUCGGCGAUGAGCUGCAUGCCUCAACUGAAUGCUUGCCAGACGACUGCCGGAUAGAUGAUUCUAGGAGCGAUGUGUCGACGCUGCACGGGGACGAGAUAAGAAUCCAGCCCGACAGCGACUCCGUCAGCGUCUUAUCACAGUAUCAUCGUGAUUCGGCCAUCGUGGAAGAAUUCCAGCCGGUGACGAUUGCCCAUGCGCAGGCGCAAACAAUCGUUGUUUCUGGCGAUCGCUAA
Messenger RNA from Pyricularia grisea, 783 nucleotides. RefSeq lists its product as uncharacterized. The record is from RefSeq and is a predicted model, not a curated record. Bases 1 to 783 code for a protein of 260 amino acids. The transcript has a single exon. NCBI's taxonomy places the organism in Eukaryota, Fungi, Ascomycota, Sordariomycetes, Magnaporthales, Pyriculariaceae.